Molecule: messenger RNA, 5897 nt
Organism: Gadus macrocephalus (Pacific cod)
Lineage: Eukaryota; Metazoa; Chordata; Actinopteri; Gadiformes; Gadidae
Product: NACHT, LRR and PYD domains-containing protein 12-like
Exons: 25
Coding region: 587-5851 (1754 amino acids)
Molecular function (GO): protein binding
Source: RefSeq, a predicted model, not a curated record
CAGUACAACAUGCUAACCCUUACUGAGUACUCUGUACUCUGAGCAUCUUGUACUGAAAAGAGAAAUCAUCCAUCUAUUGUAUAGAUUCUACUGAUUCAUACGUUCACACUGAUGCAGAUCUAGUGUUCAUAUGAACAAGGUUGUGAUGUCUUUAAAGGAUGGAGGAGGAUUGUACAUGGAGGAGUUCAGCAGACACAGAGCAGAGGAGGCCUUUUCUACGUGAUGUGCUUCUAUUCAUGACGUUAUCAGUCUCUUUAUUGAUAACAUGGUGUCUAUGUUAGAAUGUGUAUCUGUGGAGAAGCAGCUGACUCAGUGACUGAGUGGCUCUACAUGCUGGUUGAACCAUCAAGUGUCUCUAGGUUUUUCUCUGAGCCUCUACGCAUUACAGCUCUCUGUUCAUCGUUCAUAUUUUAAUAAAGUUAUUAUUCUUGGAUCAGCCGCCUUAGCAUGUCAGUCUGGGAGGAGUUUGAACUGGGAGGGGGAACUGGUCCAACUGGUUGGUUCAUAGUUUCUUUGUUAUGAGUCAGACGGUUUGGUGUGGCUCACUUCAUCACAGCAGGAAGACGACUAAGGUCUCCAGUCUACUAUGGAUGAGGAGAGAGAGGAGAGGGGUCCUACCUCUAAGACCACUCUGUCUGGGGAACAUGGCCGCCGGAGGAAAGCUAAGAGCCCAGAGCAGCAGCAGAGAGCAGACUCACCUGGACCCAGCAGUGUCUCCAUGAAGAGUGACUGGUCUAUGGAUCUACCUGAUAACUUUAAAGAUGGACGGCCCUCCAGAGAGGAGAGAAGGAGGCAGCAGAGAGCAGACUCCCCUGGACCCAGCUGUGUCUCCAUGAAGAGUGACUGGUCUAUGGGUCAUCCUGAUAACUUUAAAGACGGAAAUCAGUCUAUUGAAAAGAGAAGAGUUCAGCAGCAGAGAGCAGACUCCCCUGGACCCAGCUGUGUCUCUAUGAAGAGUGACUGGUCUAUGGGUAUACCUGAUAACUUUAAAGAUGGACGGCCCUCCAGAGAGAAGAGACACCAGGAGAGGUCAAAGGUUACCAGUGCUCAGUCUGUACAGCAUCAAACAGAGCUGGAGAUGAACCAGGAGGAACUGGCCGACACACUGGGGGGCGGUCUCCAGUCUACUAUGGAUGAGGAGAGAGAGGAGAGGGGUCCUACCUCUAAGACCACUCUGUCUGGGGAACAUGGCCGCCAGAGCAAAGCUAAGAGCCCAGAGCAGCAGCAGAGAGCAGACCCCCCUGGACCCAGCUGUGUCUCCAUGAAGAGUGACUGGUCUAUGGACCUACCUCCUGUCUUUAAAGAUGGACGGCCCUCCAGAGACGAGAGAAGGAGGCAGCAGAGAGCAGACUCCCCUGGACCCAGCUGUGUCUCCAUGAAGAGUGACUGGUCUAUGGGUAUACAUGCUAACUUUAAAGAUGGACGGCCCUCCAGAGAGGAGAGAAGGAGGCAGCAGAGAGCAGACUCCCCUGGACCCAGCUGUGUCUCCAUGAAGAGUGACUGGUCUAUGUACCUACCUCCUGUCUUUAAAGAUGGAUGGCCCUCCAGAGACGAGAGAAGGAGGCAGGAGAGAGCAGACUCCCCUGGACCCAGCUGUGUCUCCAUGAAGAGUGACUGGUCUAUGGGUAUACAUGCUAACUUUAAAGAUGGACGGCCCUCCAGAGAGGAGAGAAGGAGGCAGCAGAGAGCAGACUCCCCUGGACCCAGCUGUGUCUCCAUGAAGAGUGACUGGUCUAUGGGUAUACAUGCUAACUUUAAAGAUGGACGCCCCUCCAGAGAGGAGAGACACCAGGAGAGGUCUAAGGUUACCAGUGCUCAGUCCGUACAGCAUCAAACAGAGCUGGAGAUGAACCAGGAGGAACUGGCCGACACACUGUUGGGCGAAUCUGCUGCUGUCGAGUGCCAAGAUAAUUUCAAGUCUCGUUUGAAGAAGAAGUUGUGGAGUUUGGAUGAGGGAAUCACACAACGAGAGCAAAGACCUCUGAAUGAGAUCUACACAGAGCUCUUCAUCACAGAGAGAGGCAGUGGAGAGGUCAACCAGGAACAUGAGGUCAGACUGAUUGAAACAGCUUCCAGGAAACCAGCCAUGAAGGAAAUACCAAUCAGAUGUGGAAACAUCUUUAAACCCUUACCUGGACAAGAUAAACCAAUCAGGACAAUAAUGACAACUGGAGUGGCCGGCAUUGGUAAAACAGUCUUAACACAAAAGUUCACUCUGGACUGGGCUGAAGGCAAAGCCAACCGUGACAUAAACUUCAUAUUUCUCCUCACUUUCAGAGAGCUGAAUUUACUGAAAAAUAAAGAGUUUAGCUUGGUGGGACUUGUUCAUCACUUCUUUAUUGAGACCAAAGAAGCAGAAAUCUGCAGAUUCCACCGGUACCAAGUUGUCUUCAUCUUAGAUGGUCUGGAUGAGUGUCGACUUCCUCUGGACUUCCAGAAGAAACAGAUCUGGACUGAUGUCACAGAGUCCUCCUCGGUGGACGUGCUGCUGACAAACCUCAUCAGGGGCGACCUGCUUCCCUCCGCUCGCAUCUGGAUAACCACACGCCCUGCGGCAGCCAAUCAGAUCCCUGCUGAGUGUGUUGACAGGGUGACAGAGGUGAGGGGGUUCACCGACCCUCAGAAGGAGGAGUACUUCAGGAAGAGAUUCGGAGACGAGGCACUGGCCAACACAAUCAUCUCCCACGUCAAGAAAUCACGAAGCCUCCACAUCAUGUGUCACAUCCCAGUCUUCUGUUGGAUCACUGCUACAGUUCUGGAGGACAUCUUAAAAACAUCCAAGAGAGGAGAAGAGAUGCCCAAGACCAUGACUCAGAUGUACAGCCACUUCCUGAGGGUUCAGUCCAUACAGGGGGAUAGGAAGUACCAUGGGAGAUCUGAAACAGAUCCACACUGGAGUUCAGAGAGCAGAGAGAUUAUCGUAUCUUUGGGAAAACUGGCUUUUAACCAGCUGGAGAAAGGCAACCUGAUCUUCUACGAGGCAGACCUGGCAGACUGUGGCAUCGACAUCAAAGCAGCCUCAGAGUACUCAGGAGUGUUCACCCAGAUCUUUAAAGAGGAGUUUGCGCUGUACCAGGCCAGGGUGUUCUGCUUUGUCCAUCUGAGCCUCCAGGAGUUUCUGGCUGCUCUUUAUGUCUAUCUGUUCUUCAUCGACACUGGUAUCAAUCUGCUCUCAGAACAACCACCCACCUCUGGGGAAGAUAAACUCCUCCUCCUCUACGAGAGUGCUGUGGAAGAAGCCUUAGAGAGUGAGAACGGACACCUGGACUUGUUCCUCCGCUUCCUCCUGGGCCUCUCUCUGGGGACCAAUCAGAUUGUCCUACGAGGUCUGCUGGGACAGACAGGAACUAGCUCACUGACCAAUACAAAAACAGUGUCUUACAUCAAGGAGAAGAUAGAUGGAUAUCUCUCUCCAGAGAGAAGCAUCAAUCUGUUCCACUGUCUGAAUGAGCUGAACGACCAUUCUCUACUGAAGGAGAUCGAACAGUACCUGACAUCAGGAAGUCUCUCAAAAGAAAAUCUCGAACCUGCUCAACUGUCAGCUCUGGCCUUCAUCCUACUGACAUCAGAAGAGGAGCUGGACGUGUUUGACCUGAAGAAAUACUCUGCUUCAGAGGAGGGUCUUCUGAAGAUGCUGCUAGUGGUCAAAGCCUCUAAAACAUCCCUGCUCAAUGGCUGUUGUCUGUCAGUGGAAAGCUGUGAAGCUCUGGCCUCAGUUCUCAGCUCCAGCUCUAGUCUGAGAGAGCUGGACCUGAGUACCAAUGAUCUGAAGGAUUCAGGAGUGAAGCUGCUCUCUGCUGGACUGGGGAGUCCAGACUGUACACUGGAAACUCUCAGGCUCAAUGGCUGUGAUCUGUCAGAGGAAUGCUGUGUAGCUCUGGCCUCAGUUCUCAGCUCCAACUCCUCUAGUCUGAGAGAGCUGGACCUGAGUACCAAUGAUCUGCAGGAUUCAGGAGUGAAGCUGCUCUCUGCUGGACUGGGGAGUCCACACUGUAAACUGGAAACUCUCAGGCUGAAUAGCUGUCAUCUGUCAGAGAGAUGCUGUGAAGCUCUGGCCUCAGUUCUCAGCUCAGACUCCUCUAGUCUGAGAGAGCUGGACCUGAGUACCAAUGAUCUUCAGGAUUCAGGAGUGAAGCUGCUCUCUGCUGGACUGGGGAGUCCACACUGUACACUGGAAACUCUCAGGCUCAAUGUCUGUCAUCUGUCAGUGAGAUGCUGUAAAGCUCUGGCCUCAGUUCUCAGCUCCAACUCCUCUAAUCUGAGAGAGCUGGACCUGAGUUCCAAUGAUCUGCAGGAUUCAGGAGUGAAGCUGCUCUCUGCUGGACUGGGGAGUCCACACUGUACACUGGAAACUCUCAGGCUCAAUGGCUGUGAUCUGUCAGAGAGAUGCUGUGAAGCUCUGGCCUCAGUUCUCAGCUCAGACUCCUCUAGUCUGAGAGAGCUGGACCUGAGUACCAAUGAUCUGCAGGAUUCAGGAGUGAAGCGGCUCUCUUCUGGACUGGGGAGUCCACACUGUACACUGGAAACUCUCAGGCUCAAUGGCUGUCAUCUGUCUGGGAGAUGCUGUGAAGCUCUGGCCUCAGUUCUCAGCUCCAGCUCUAGUCUGAGAGAGCUGGACCUGAGUACCAACGAUCUGCAGGAUUCAGGAGUGAAGCUGCUCUCUGCUGGACUGGGGAGUCCACACUUUACACUGGAAACUCUCAGGCUCAAUGGCUGUGAUCUGUCAGAGAGAUGCUGUGAAACUCUGUCCUCAGUUCUCAGCUCCAGCUCUAGUCUGAGAGAGCUGGACCUGAGUACCAAUGAUCUGAUGGAUUCAGGAGUGAAGCUGCUCUCUGCUGGACUGGGGAGUCCACACUGUACACUGGAAACUCUCAGGCUCAAUGGCUGUCAUCUGUCAGAGAGAUGCUGUGAAGCUCUGGCCUCAGUUCUCAGCUCCAACUCCUCUAGUCUGAGAGAGCUAGACCUGAGUACCAAUGAUCUGAAGGAUUCAGGAGUGAAGCUGCUCUCUGUUGGACUGGGGAGUCCACACUGUACACUGGAAACUCUCAGCUUGUCUGGCUGCCUGGUCACACAGGAAGGCUGUGCUUUUCUGGCCUCAGCUCUGAGCUCCAACCCCUCCCAUCUGAGAGAGCUGGACCUGAGCUACAAUCACCCAGGAGACUCUGGAGCUGCGCUGCUCUCUGCUGGACUGGAGGAUCCACGCUGGAGACUGGACACUCUCAGUGUGGAGCACGGUGGAGUGUGGAGGCUGAAACCAGCUCUAAAGAAGUAUGCCUGUGACCUCACACUGGACCCCAACACGGCCUACAGAGACCUCUCUCUGUCUGAGGACAACAGGAAGUUGACGCGGGUUGGAGAGGACCAGUCGUAUCCGGAUCACCCAGACAGAUUUGACUACUGGCCCCAGGUGUUGGGUAGAGAGGCUCUGACUGGCCGCUGUUACUGGGAGGUAGAGUGGGAAGGAUCUGUUGUUAUAGGAGUGACAUACAGAGGAAUCACAAGGAGAGGACGGGGUGGUGACAGCCUGCUUGGAGGGAAAAACAAGUCCUGGAGUCUUUAUUGUCAUGAUGGUCGUUACUCUGCCUGGUACAACGGUAUAGAGACAAUCCUCCCUCUCCCCCCCGCUGGCUCCACCAGAGUAGGAGUGUAUCUGGACCGGCCUGCUGGCUCUCUGUCCUUCUACAGAGUGUCCCCAGGUGGAGGAGGGUCCUCAGACACACUGACACACCUCCACACCUUCUGCUCCUCCUUCACCCAGGAGGACCUCCUCCCGGGGGUGGGGGUAUGGACCCCCUCCGGGCCCUUAGGGACCCCCUGGGUCGGCUUCUCAGUGUCUCUGUGUCAGUUAUAGACACACACACGCACACAUGCACGCACGCACAUGAAGGGUGCGUGAG